CAAGUCGCAGUGCUGGGGGCUCUUUUUCGCUUACUGGCACACGAAACGAGACGCUCGUUAAGUGGAAGCUUGUUUCGUUCCUAUCCUCUCCUUUACGGCAGAACACUGCCUACAACUUCAAUUCCCGGUGCGCGACUCUAUAGUGACCCUUAAGGAUGCCGCGGCAGAGUUCAGAGAUGAGGCAGCCUUCGGGUCUCUGUAUUCUGAGACCGAAGCCCGAGCCAACAGACACAUAUUCGUCAGCAGCAUUUCCAAACGGGGGAACGAUCAAUGCCUUCCCGAGUCUUCAAAAGAAUGACGAAUUAGAUUCCAAGGCUCAGUACACUUCCGAGCUGUUGUUGAAGACUGAACAAGAGGCUUCUAUGAGCCCUUCGGACGAACGUUGCAGAUUUGCGAUUGGGACAGUCACACCACCCUGCGUUGGACAGCAAGAACGUCUUCAUGCGUGUGACCACUGUGGUAAAUCGUUUCGGAGGAAGGACGAUUUGCAAAGGCAUAUAAGUUUUGUUCAUUUGAAACAAAGUGCUCACUCCUGUGAGCAAUGCAUGAAACGUUUUUCUGGAAAGUCUCAACUCCAGACUCACGUAAACUGCGUCCACUUGAAAAAGCGGCCAUACCAAUGCAAUCACUGUGAGAAAGCGUUUCCUCUUAAAUCUAAUCUCCGGACCCACGAACAGUCUGUUCACCUGAGAGAGCGACCUCACAAAUGUAAAUACUGUGAGAAAACCUUUUCUCACUCGAACAGUCUCCGGUUCCACGAGCGCUCUGUUCACCCGAAACAAAGUGCUCACUCAUGUGAGCAAUGUAUGAAACGUUUUUCUCGAAAGGCUCAACUCCAGACUCACGUAAACUGCGUCCACUUGAAAAAGCGGCCUCACCAAUGCAAUUACUGUGAGAAAGCGUUUCCUUUUAAAUGUCAUCUCCGGUUCCACGAACAAUCUGUUCAUCUGAGACAGUGCACCCAUGUGUGGGAUUCCGGUCGAAUUAGAUUCGUUGCCUAUAAACGUGUUGGAAGAACAGCUACCAAAUAUGGGGAUAUUCAGGGUAAAUCCGAUGGAUUCUUUUGGUGCAUCCAGAAAUGUUUACGACUCAAAACAGCCGACUCGUACAGUUCCUUUAGACAAUAG
Dicrocoelium dendriticum is the source of this 1127-nucleotide messenger RNA. The record is from the annotation of a GenBank genome assembly. Lineage: Eukaryota; Metazoa; Platyhelminthes; Trematoda; Plagiorchiida; Dicrocoeliidae.